UAUCACAUCAUAUUAUCUUCCUCUUUGCUUUAUUUCAAUGAGAACCAUGGCAUUGCAGCCUAAUCAUCUCGUGCCUUAUGGUAUUCUCCUCUUCAUCUGUUUUAUCUCAAGUGUCAUCUCUACAAACCAUGGAUGCAACAAAAUGGAUCAUGACUCUCUUCGGUCCUCUUUCGAUAUGCUUUCUCGUUUAAAUUGGUCUUCAAGUGAUUGUUGUCACUGGGAGGGCAUCACUUGUGAUGAGGAUGGUAGGGUAACAAGUUUAUUAUUACCCUCCAAAGGGAUCCAAGGAGGCAUUUCACCUUCACUUGGAAACCUAACACAUCUCUCCCACCUCAAUCUCUCCCAAAAUCAACUCUCCGGUCCUCUAGGGACUGGACUCUUUUCAUCCCUGAGUCACCUCGAGGUCCUUGAUUUGAGCUAUAACCAACUUUCGGGAGAGUUAGCCUCAAUACCAUCCAUUUAUAUUCGAGUGGUGGACUUGUCCAGCAAUCUAUUCAAUGGAACAACUCCAUCUUCAUUCCUAAAGCAUGCCUCGAAUUUGAGUAGUCUAAAUGUCAGCAACAAUCUCAUUAGUGGCCAAAUUCCAUCCACUAUCUGUCUUUCUUCUUCUUUGGUUAAAAUUUUGGAUUUCUCCAAAAAUGAAUUCAAUGGUAUGAUUCCUCUUGGGUUAGGGAACUGUUCGAAAUUGGAGGUCUUUCGUGCAGGGUUUAAUAGUCUCUCAGGGACCCUUCCUAGUGAUCUUUACAAUCCUCUAACCAUUCAGGAAAUUUCAUUGCCAUCGAAUAAGCUUUUCGGAUCCAUUAGUGAUAACAUUGUCAAUCUUACUAACCUUACAAUCCUGGAGAUCUACUUCAAUCAGCUGAGUGGAACACUUCCUUCCCACAUUGGGAAACUCUCCAAAUUGAAACUCAUGCUCCUUCAUUUCAACAACCUCCAAGGUUUUCUACCUCCUUCUUUGAUGAGUUGCACAAAUCUUGUGGAACUAAAUCUUGGAUUUAACCGCUUGGAAGGAAAUAUUUCGGCUCUUGAUUUUUCCAAACUUGGUCAACUUGCUAAACUUGAUUUUGCCAGUAAUCACUUCACCGGUGUCUUGCCAAUAAGCCUUUACUCAUGCAAGUCACUGGGAGCACUUCGACUGAGCUCAAACGAUCUAGAGGGACAAAUACAACCUGAGAUUCUUUCACUAGAGUCCUUGUCCUUCCUCUCGCUUUCAUGGAACAGACUGACCAAUGUCACAGGGGCAAUGAAGAUAUUGAUGGGUUUCAAAAGUCUCGGGGUAAUCAUCAUUUCACGGAAUUUUCUAGGUGAAGAACUGCCAGAUGGUGAUGCCAAUAUUGGUUUGGUGUUUAAAAAUCUCCGAGUUUUUGGUAUAGCUGACUGCCAACUUACCGGUCAAAUACCUAGAUGGUUGUCCAACCUCAAGAAACUAGAAGCUUUGGAUCUAUCUUCUAAUAGACUCACAGGAUCAAUACCUGGUUGGUUGGGGAAUCUUCCAAGUCUCUUUUUCAUAAGCUUGAAUAAUAACUCAUUUUCAGGUGAACUUCCAAAGGAACUUUCCAGAUUACAAGCAUUACAAUCACAAAAGGCUGCACCUCAUGGCCAUGGCUACUUUGAAUUGCCAAUCUACACUCAACGCACAAAUGCAUCCAUUACUGUCAUGCAGUACAACUAUCUUUCCAACUUGCCGCGAGCAAUUUACCUCAGGAACAACAGUCUAAGUGGCAGAAUACCAAUUGAGAUUGGUCAUUUGCAACUUCUUCAUGAGUUUGAUCUUAGUGUCAACAACUUGGUUGGAGACAUUCCCAACCAGAUGUCUAACCUCACAAACUUGGAGAGAUUAGACCUCUCAAGAAAUCACUUGUCAGGUGGAAUCCCAGCUUCACUAUCAAAUCUUAAUUUCUUGGCUUCAUUUAGUGUUGCAUACAAUAAUCUCCAAGGACAAAUACCAUCAGGCACUCAGCUCCAAGGCUUCAACGCCACUGCCUUUGAGGGGAACCCCGGACUUUGUGGCUUCCCACUUCCAAAUCAUUGUCAACAGACGAAUGGAAGUAGUAUUACUAAGAAUACUGAAGAUGGACAUGACAAUGGGCAUGAAAUUCAGUGGCUUCAUUUUUCUGUCGCAUUUGGUUUCAUUAUAGGGUUUUGGGGAGUUUGUGGCCCUUUAGUGUUGAGCAGAUCAUUGAGAUUUGCAUAUUUCCAGUUUUUAUCCAGUGUUAAAUCUCGCUUUUUCGGUUAGUGAAGUGUAUUAAUUUUCUCUGGGAAAAUAAAAAGGUUAAUAAAGUGAAUUAACUUUUCUGGG
Molecule: messenger RNA, 2299 nt
Organism: Rosa rugosa (rugosa rose)
Lineage: Eukaryota; Viridiplantae; Streptophyta; Magnoliopsida; Rosales; Rosaceae
Product: receptor-like protein 2
Exons: 1
Coding region: 38-2236 (732 amino acids)
Molecular function (GO): protein binding
Source: RefSeq, a predicted model, not a curated record